This is a messenger RNA of Microdochium trichocladiopsis, 1018 nucleotides long. RefSeq lists its product as uncharacterized. The transcript has 2 exons. Lineage: Eukaryota; Fungi; Ascomycota; Sordariomycetes; Xylariales; Microdochiaceae. The record is from RefSeq and is a predicted model, not a curated record. The coding region runs from base 280 to 849 and encodes 189 amino acids.
GUCGACCUCGUCACGCGAGCGUUUGAGUUUGUGGGGUUUGUUACCGCGAUGCUACGAAUCCCACACCGACUGGCGCCAGUCUAGCAACCGUUUCGAGCUGCAAUCACGCCCCCAAGUCCCUUUUACGAGUUGUACUCGGGAUUGCAAUUGUGUUUUCCGCACCUCUGAUGGAGAACUCUGGCCAGCCUUGCCGAGUUCGGUCAUAAGUUUAUAGAUCGGGCACUUCGGAGAAGCGGACAUGUGUCCGCGUCUUGCGUGCUCGGGGCAUAGGCAGCUUGAAUGAGCGCCGCCUCAUUUUGUACUUGUCAAGCAGUAUCACGAAUUUCAUUACUGCGUCGCCUCUUGGCUCGUUUCCGCAACCAGCAUCCCGCAUUUCUCCUGCUUCCUCGGCUCCCCCUUGACGAGCCCCUGGACCAAUCCCUCCACAACCCAAAUGACAUGAUUAUUUCCACGCCACUCAAGCACGGCUCAUACAGAGUUCGCACCGUCUUCACACCCUUCCCAUUGAGCCCCAGCCUUGAAGUCACACGCUUAUGCACCCGAUCACCCCGAUCUUCACCUCACUGCAUGCGUCUGACUAACAGACUGGCCAGCCUUCGUUUUUCUAGUCAUAUUUGUGCACGUAUUGCUAUCGCGCAUGAGACUGACAUGUUCAACGUUAUUUUUCGAGCCGACACAGACGUAGGCACGGCCCGCAGUCCGGGACCGGGUCAAUCUGCCCCGACCACACACAUGUCUCCAGAACGAGGUCGACGUGCUAAGGUGGCGUGUGGUCAGAGCGAAGCAACCCAAGGACGACUCCCUUACAUUGCUCAACAUGCCCGAGAGUUUUUCGAAGCCAUGUGGUGACUGAAUCUGCCAGAGGUAGUGGACCAGAAGUCUGUCUCUCAACCCUGAGUCAUAUGUGCCAUGCUUCCUUGAUUGAUAAUGCCCCUGUCCAUUUGAGGUCGCUAACAAAGCUGUUUUCGGGAUGGUUUCAAGCCAACCACUUGAGAAGCAUUUCCGCAACACAACCUCU